Sporisorium graminicola is the source of this 1188-nucleotide messenger RNA. RefSeq lists its product as uncharacterized. Lineage: Eukaryota; Fungi; Basidiomycota; Ustilaginomycetes; Ustilaginales; Ustilaginaceae. The record is from RefSeq and is a predicted model, not a curated record. The transcript has a single exon. The coding region runs from base 1 to 1188 and encodes 395 amino acids.
AUGGUCGUGGCUCCUCGUUUCUUUGCCCUCCUGAGCUUCGUGGCUGGGUGGGCGUCAUUGCUUCCCUUUGCUUCUGCUGCACCCAGUCAGCUCAAGCGAAACCAGAUCUCGCUCGUGCCGCCUGCGCAGCUUGGAGCUGGUGCUGAUCCUCGCCGCGCUGGCAUGAACAUCUCGGAAACUUAUCAGCCUAACUCCUCCUACAUGGUUGAGAAGCCAAGCUACCAAGUAUUUUCCAACUUUGACUUCCAGUCCAUCGCGCUCGCUCUGCACCAAGAGUACAUCGAGCUCGACCUGUUCAACUAUGGCCUCGUGAAAUUCUCAGACGCCGACUACGAUGCAGCUGGUAUUGACGCCGACGACCGCCACUUGAUCCGACACAUGGCACAGCAGGAGAUUGGCCAUGCCGUCGCUCUCUCCAACAUGCUGGGCUCCAAGGCUCCCAAAAUGUGCACCUACCGAUAUGAUUUCCAGACCGUCCCCGAAUUUAUCGAUUUCAGCCAGAGGCUCACCAAGUGGGGAGAGUCCGGGGUCUAUGGCUUCCUCAACUUGCUCGACAACCGGGCUAGUGCUCAGAUCUUGCUCCAGUCGAUCACCACCGAGGCUAGGCAGCAGAUGGCAUUCCGCCAAUUUGAAGGCCUGUUCCCCAUGCCGGAGUGGUUCGAGACGGGCAUUCCUCAGUCUUGGGCCUGGACGUUGCUGAGCCCUUGGAUUGUCUCCUGCCCCGAGGAGAACAAACCACUGGCCUGGGAGAUCUACCCUGCGCUAAACUGGACCAACCAGCCCAACUCCAUUGCGGCAGGCAGGGCAGCCGGCGGGCCAUCGAUCUCGAACAACGUCACGGCUCUCACCCACGGGGGGCAGGAGAACACGUUUGAGUGGGAGCAGCCCGGCAAGUUGCAGGGACCCUACAAUCAGAAGACUACAACACACACCUCGGGGGUGCCCAAGUAUGCCGCUUACGUCUCUCAGUUCAAUGUGACGUAUGCGCCUCUGUACGAUGUCGACACGAAUGCACGAAGGGCCAAGGCUAAGCAGCCUGGCGGAAAGGUGUUCCCCCAGGGUCCCUCGCUCGUCAACAGCACCAUCUUUGUUGCUCUGACGGACUCCAAUACGUACUACACCCCGGCAAAUCUGAGUCUCAUUACCCAUCACGUAGUUGCUGGCCCCGCCAUCUACCAGGCUGGUUAA